AUGGACGGAAAGACUUUUCCUUAUUCAAUUAAGGAUGGUUUAGUCGUUCAAGUUGCCAGAUCAGAUCCAUACCGUGUCAGACAACAAUAUCAAGGUGGUAGUAGAGGUUACGGUUACCGUGAUGGUGGCAGAGGUUAUGGAUACCGUGAUGGUGGUUAUAGAGAUGGUGGCAGAGGAGGUAGAUAUGGUGGCUACAGAGAUGGCGGUUACAGAGAUGGUGGCUACAGAGACGGUGGUUAUAGAGACGGCGGUAGAAGAGGCGGUUAUGGUGGCUACGGUGGUUACAGAGAUGACAGAAGAGGUGGCUACAGAGAUGAUAGAAGAGGUGGUUACAGAGAUGACAGAAGAAGAGAUGGUGGUGGUGGUGGAUACGGCGAUUACAGACGUGAUGAUGGCAGAAGAGGCUAUGACCGUGAAGAAGGUAGAAGAGGUUAUGAAGAUGAAGGUAGAAGAGGAUUCGAAGAUGAAGGUAGAAGAAACCACGAAGAAGAAGCAGGUAGACGCGAAGAAAGAAGAUACAGUAGAUCUCCUUCAAGAUCACCUCCAAGAAGAGAAAGAUCCAGAUCUCCAGAACACUUUUAA
Messenger RNA from Candida tropicalis MYA-3404, 582 nucleotides. RefSeq names its product Slr1p (gene SLR1). Lineage: Eukaryota; Fungi; Ascomycota; Pichiomycetes; Serinales; Debaryomycetaceae. Bases 1 to 582 code for a protein of 193 amino acids. The transcript has a single exon. The record is from RefSeq and is a predicted model, not a curated record.